Messenger RNA from Phyllostomus hastatus (greater spear-nosed bat), 3493 nucleotides. RefSeq names its product GNAS complex locus (gene GNAS). Gene Ontology annotation, molecular function: beta-2 adrenergic receptor binding; GTPase activity; GTP binding. NCBI's taxonomy places the organism in Eukaryota, Metazoa, Chordata, Mammalia, Chiroptera, Phyllostomidae. The transcript has 15 exons. Gene Ontology annotation, cellular component: heterotrimeric G-protein complex. The record is from RefSeq and is a predicted model, not a curated record. Gene Ontology annotation, biological process: adenylate cyclase-activating dopamine receptor signaling pathway; sensory perception of chemical stimulus. Bases 16 to 3165 code for a protein of 1049 amino acids.
GUCCGCCACCGUGUUAUGGGCGUGUGCGACCGCCUCGACGGCAACGAUAUGUCAGGACAACGCGAUAUCCCCCUUGAACUCGGGGGACAGCCCGAGGAGCAGCCAGCCGUGGAGGCCCCGGGGGCAGCUGCCCCCAGUGCUGGGCCUAGCGCAGCCGAAGAGAUGGAGGCCCCACCGCCUCCCAGCGAGCCCAUCCCCGUCGAGAGUGAAGGCGAGGCCUGUGGACCCCCAGAAGUCCCCAGGCCCAGCUUCCAGGGCCUGGGAGAAGGCAGGGAGGAAGUCAGAGCUCGUGGGGGCUACAGCCCACCCCCUGAGGAAGCCAUGCCCUUCGAGGUCGAGCAGCCCGGCCCCAGAGGCUUCUGGCCGACCCUGGGGCAGCCUGGAGACACCAGCGUGGCCCCCGCAGGCCUCCAGGCUCUCAGCCCGGUGCUCGUGGAGCCCAGAGCACUCGGGGGGGCCAGGCCGGGCCCGGGAAGCUACAGCCCUCCCCCCGAAGAAGCCAUGCCCUACGAGUGGGAGCGGCCGGCCCAGGCAGACCACAGCCAGCCUCCCUUGCAGGCCUCAGACGCGGCUCCAGGGGGCCCCGGGGUGGGGGUCUGGAGCGCCCCCCCGGAGGAGCCCGGCGCCCUCAGACCUGCCAGCGCCGGCUUCAGAGGAGGCAGCCCUCCCCCUGAGGAGGCUAUGCCAUUUGAGUUUGAUGGAGCGGCCUUUGGGGACGACAGCCCACCCCCUGGGCUCCCCGGAGCUCACCCACAAACCGACCACAGCCACGGCGGCGGGUUCGCGGCAGCUGCGGGGCCGAGUGCGGUCCUCCUCACUCCCACCGCGAACGAGCCCCCCCUCUGGGUCCGCGGCGCCAUCGGCAGCGCAGCUCGAGAGGCUGUCAGACCUACUCCACACUUCGUGGGCGGCAGCCCCCCAAUGGAGAUCUCCGGACCCCAGCGCGAGAUCGGCAGCGCCCCCACUGGGGUCCACGACGCUCCCGUCAACAUGGACAGCCCCCCAAUCGCGCUUGACGGCCCGCCCAUCGAGGUCUCCAGAGCCCCAGUUAAGAGAGAGCAAGCAGAGGGAGAGAGACCCCCAGUCGAGGGCGAAGCAGCCGAGAUGGAAGGAAGCUCAGCCAACUCAGCCGCCGCGGCCGCGGAGGGACGCCAAGUCCCCUCUCCGGGAGAUGGAGCUCCUGCCGCAGGGGCCGCUCCAGACGCCGGGGCCGCUCCAGACGCCGCCGGGGCCGCUCCAGAAGCCGCCGGGGCCGCUCCAGACGCCGGGGCUGCCCCAGACGCCGCCGGGGCCACUCCAGACGCCGCCGGGACCGCUCCAGAAGCCGGGACCGCUCCAGAAGCCGGAGCCGCUCCAGAAGCCGGGGCCGCUCCAGACGCCCCAGCCGCCCCAGCUGCCCCAGCCGCCCCAGCCGCCCCAGCCGCCCCAGCCACCGGAGCAGCCCCUGCCGCCCGGGCAGCCCCUGCCGCCAGGGCGGUCCCUGCCGCCCGGGCGGUCCCUGGCUCCGGAGCCCGCCCUAAGCUCAUACGUACCCUCAGACCCCCCAGCCCCGAGAUCCAGGUUGCCGAUCUGCCUGCUCCGCAGCCUCCGCGCGCGUAUGCUUGGCGGGGCAGGUCGGAGCGCGGCCGCGACUACGACGACGAAGGGUCGGUCAGCAGCAGCGACGAAUCCGACGAUGGGACCUUCGGAUGCUCGCAGUGCUUCCUGUCCCGGCGAGGUCGCCGCCGCCGAAAGCCGCAGCGUAACUUGCUCCGCAACUUCCUCGUGCAAGCUUUCACCGGCUGCUUCGGCCGGUCCGAGAGCCCCGAGCCCAGAGCCGCGCAGGGCAGCCCCAAGGUCAGGAAGGCUCCUCUGGGCGAGAAGCGCAAGCACAAGCGCAAGGAACCCAGGGAGCAGCGCGCUCAGAGGCGCGCCGACCAGAAGCGCAGCAGCCUCAUCGACAAGCAGCUCCGGGGCGAGAAGAUGGGCUACAUGUGUUCGCACCGCCUGCUGCUUCUAGGGAGCAAAGUGGUGCCGUACAACACUGAGGGUCGUUUCCAGCUGGACAAACCAGCACCAGCGACCAAAAGACGACCCCGUGUCCUGGGGUGGGGGACAGCCAGGAAGGCGGGGGCCUCAGGUGCGGGAGAGUCUGGUAAAAGCACCAUUGUGAAGCAAAUGAGGAUCCUGCAUGUUAAUGGGUUUAAUGGAGAGGGCGGCGAAGAGGACCCGCAGGCUGCCAGGAGCAACAGCGAAGGUGAGAAGGCCACCAAGGUGCAGGACAUCAAAAACAACCUGAAGGAGGCCAUCGAAACCAUCGUGGCCGCCAUGAGCAGCCUGGUGCCCCCGGUGGAGCUGGCCAACCCCGAGAACCAGUUCCGCGUGGACUACAUUCUGAGCGUGAUGAACGUGCCCGACUUCGAUUUCCCUCCCGAGUUCUACGAGCACGCCAAGGCUCUGUGGGAGGAUGAGGGGGUGCGCGCCUGCUACGAACGCUCCAACGAGUACCAGCUGAUCGACUGCGCCCAGUACUUCCUGGACAAGAUCGAUGUCAUCAAGCAGGCCGACUACGUCCCCAGCGACCAGGACCUGCUUCGCUGCCGUGUCCUGACUUCUGGAAUCUUUGAGACCAAGUUCCAGGUGGACAAAGUCAACUUCCACAUGUUCGACGUGGGCGGCCAGCGCGACGAACGCCGCAAGUGGAUCCAAUGCUUCAAUGAUGUGACCGCCAUCAUCUUCGUGGUGGCCAGCAGCAGCUACAACAUGGUCAUCCGGGAGGACAACCAGACCAACCGCCUGCAGGAGGCCCUGAACCUCUUCAAGAGCAUCUGGAACAACAGAUGGCUGCGCACCAUCUCCGUGAUUCUGUUCCUCAACAAGCAAGACCUGCUCGCUGAGAAAGUGCUUGCUGGAAAAUCGAAAAUUGAGGACUACUUUCCAGAAUUUGCUCGCUACACUACUCCUGAGGAUGCUACUCCCGAGCCUGGAGAGGACCCACGCGUGACCCGGGCCAAGUACUUCAUCCGCGAUGAGUUUCUGAGAAUCAGCACCGCGAGCGGGGACGGGCGCCACUACUGCUACCCACACUUCACCUGCGCCGUGGACACCGAGAACAUCCGCCGCGUGUUCAACGACUGCCGCGACAUCAUCCAGCGCAUGCACCUCCGCCAGUACGAGCUGCUGUGAGAAGGGAACCCCGACUUUAAUUCAAGCCUUAAGCACAAUUAAAAAUGAAAUGUAAUUGUACACGCAGUUAAUCACCCACCAUAGGGCAUGAUUGACAACGCAGCCUUUCCCUUCCCCCCUGAGUGAUUUUGCGAAACCCCUCCCCCUUCCAGCUUGCUUAAAUAUUCCAAAUUUAGAAAGCUUAAGGCGGCCUUCAGAUAGAUAAAAAGGCCACAAUGGUUCCCUCUCUUUACGUAAUUAACAGCAGCAAACAGAAAUCAUUAAAUGAAUUAAAUGAAAUAAAUAUUGUCUUGUGCAGCAUUAAAAAUCAAUAAAAAAUUAAAUGUGA